Schistocerca gregaria is the source of this 958-nucleotide messenger RNA. RefSeq lists its product as uncharacterized. NCBI's taxonomy places the organism in Eukaryota, Metazoa, Arthropoda, Insecta, Orthoptera, Acrididae. The transcript has a single exon. The record is from RefSeq and is a predicted model, not a curated record. The coding region runs from base 15 to 557 and encodes 180 amino acids.
CCCCUGACAGCGACAUGCAGCUCCUGGUGGCGUCUGCUCUCUUGCUGCUCGCAGGGUGCGCCUCUGCGCGGCCAGAAGCGCCUGCGCAGCAGUACGGCGCGCCAGACGCGGCUCCGUACCCUCCCUCAGGCUGGCGUCCGGAAGGUCGGCAGUUCUUCCUGCCUUCCAGGAACUCCGGCCAGUACGCGCCGCCACCACAGCAGUACGGCCCUCCACCCCCGCCCGCCCCCACGACUACAGAGGCUGCCGAGACCACGACCACCGAGCUGCCCACCACCACGGCUCCCUCAGACGCGGCUGCCGACGGCUCCCGCGCCCUGGAGUCCGGCGUGUACUACCUGCUGCAGCCGGACGGCCGCCUCCAGCGCAUCACCUACGCCCACGGGCCCGCCGCCCCCGCCUCGUCUUCCGCCCCCGCCGCCUCCCCUCUGCUGCCGGAGCGGCUGUCGCUGCCCGCAGACCCCGGCUACCUGGCGCGCUUCCACUACCAGGACCUGCUGCCUCAGGGCGCACCCGUCUUCGCCUACCGGCAGGCCGGGCUGAUGCGCAUCUUUUGAAAAACUGCGUCUUUGUGCAGAGGACUAUAAAGACUAUAGCACAUGCACGUAUGAAGUUGAGACUGCCACUAUGUGGCAUUAAAACAUCCGUAUUUAAACGUAAUUGUUUUCGCUUCGUUCGUAUGUGAUACUAAGAUGACUCCUAAGCUCCCAAAAUUUUUGUUGGUAAAAUGCCAACACUCAUUGUUAAAGGGAUUUAAUGUUGUCGCUAUCGACUUUUUUCAAGUUCACAUUACAUGGCUGUGAUACACAUAUGGGACUACUACACAUUUUUCUCACUACAUGUCAAUUUAAUACACAGAAGCAAAAUUUAGGAAGAUUUUUCUUCAGAAAUCAGUCGUCAGUCGUAAAUCAUCACAUAAAGAAACCUUAAUUGUGUCAGUUUGUGCAUUUCCUGUCUG